Struthio camelus australis is the source of this 1832-nucleotide messenger RNA. The record is from RefSeq and is a predicted model, not a curated record. Lineage: Eukaryota; Metazoa; Chordata; Aves; Struthioniformes; Struthionidae.
GCUUCCUGGACAUGCCCCUGGAGAUCCAGCCCAUCACGGUCGUGGUGAACAACACCAACCCCAGCACCCUGCUCACCCAGAUCUGCAACAUCCUCGCCAGCCACAAGAUCCACGGCAUCAUCUUCGAGGACAACGUGGGGACGGAGGCCGUGGCCCAGAUCCUGGACUUCAUCUCCUCCCAGACGCAGGUCCCCGUCAUCAGCAUCAGCGGGGGCUCUGCUGUGGUCCUGACCCCGAAGGAGCCCGGCUCGGCUUUCCUUCAGCUGGGCGUCUCCAUCGAGCAGCAAAUCCAGGUGAUCUUCAAGGUCUUGGAGGAAUACGACUGGGGCUCCUUCCCUGUCAUCACCAGCCUGUACCCGGGCUACAACAUCUUCCUGGACGUCAUCCGCUCCUUCACGGACGCCAGCUACUUCGGCUGGGAGCUGCAGGACGUGCUGACCUUUGAGAUGAGCCAGGAGCAGAGCAGCUCGAGGACGCAGCGGCUCCUGCGGCAGCUGGACGCCCAGGUGCUCCUCGUCUACUGCUCGCGCCAGGAGGCCGAGUACCUCUUUGAGAUGGCGGAGCAGGCCGGGCUGGUGGGGCCGGGCUACGUGUGGAUCCGGGCCCGGCUGGUGGGCAGGUGGGAGAAAGGCAUCAUCCACAUGAAGUACCCGGUGUGGCCCCGCUACGGCUCCUUCCUGCAACCCGUGGCCGACAACCGGCACCUGACGGUGGCCACGCUGGAGGAGCGUUUCAGUGGCGAUGGUCCCGCGGACCCCUACACCAAGCUGUGCUGCAAGGGUUUCUGCAUCGACAUCCUGAAGAAGCUGGCCAAGACGGUGAAGUUCUCCUAUGACCUCUACCUGGUGACCAACGGCAAACACGGCAAGAUCGUCCGCGGGGUCUGGAACGGGAUGAUUGGUGAGGUGUACUACAAGCGAGCGGACAUGGCCAUCGGGUCGCUCACCAUCAACGAGGAGCGCUCCGAGAUCGUGGACUUCUCCGUGCCCUUCGUGGAGACGGGCAUCAGCGUCAUGGUGGCCAGGAGCAACGGCACCGUCUCCCCCUCCGCCUUCCUCGGGCUGCUCUGGGCCCUGGUCUUCAACAACUCGGUGCCCAUCGAGAACCCCAAGGGCACCACCAGCAAGAUCAUGGUGCUCGUCUGGGCCUUCUUCGCCGUCAUCUUCCUCGCCAGCUACACGGCCAACCUGGCUGCCUUCAUGAUCCAGGAGCAGUACAUCGACACGGUGUCGGGGCUGAGCGACAGGAAGUUUCAGAGGCCGCAGGGCCCCCUCAGAUGGGCUACGGUCCCCAAUGGGCGUACAGCCUCGUGGAGGCCCCCUCCUCACCCUGCCCUCUCCGGGUGCCGCAGGAAGCUGGACGCCUUCAUCUACGACGCAGCGGUGCUCAACUACAUGGCCGGCAAGGACGAGGGCUGCAAGCUGGUGACCAUUGGCAGCGGGAAGGUCUUUGCCACCACGGGCUACGGCAUCGCCCUGCAGAAGGACUCCCGCUGGAAGCGGGCCAUCGACCUGGCCCUGCUGCAGUUCCUGGGAGACGGUGAGACGCAAAAGCUGGAGACAGUGUGGCUUUCGGGCAUCUGCCAGAACGAGAAGAACGAGGUGAUGAGCAGCAAGCUUGACAUUGACAACAUGGCCGGGGUUUUCUACAUGCUGCUGGUGGCCAUGGGGCUGAGCCUGCUGGUCUUCGCCUGGGAGCAUCUCGUCUACUGGAAGCUGCGGCACUCCGUCCCCAAGUCCCACAAGCUUGACUUCCUCCUGGCCAUCAGCAGGGGCAUCUACAGCUGCUUCAGUGGGGUCCAGACCCUGGCGAGCCCCGUGCGGGCACCCACC